CGUCUAAUCUCCGCCAUCAACAAACCCUAGAAGAAUCUGAUUCACGUAACAAAGCUGCUCCUUUCCAUUUCUCUCUUUCCUGAACACCUUUGUUAUCUGUUCCAAUUUUCUCAAAGAAAACAAAAGGAUCGGUGGAAAUGGCAGAUGGAACGAUCGUCAAUGGUGGAAUUAAUGAUGAGGCGGGGGAGGAUUUCUACGAUCCCGAUCAAGGCGAGAGCAUCAGGGGCGGUAAGGUGAUGGAAUUGAAUCGCAAGAUCGAACAACUGGAGAGCGAGAAGGUGGAACUUGUGCGACAGAACCAAGAGUCCGAGGAGAGGAUGGAGAAGCUCACCGGCGAAAUGGAAAAAUUGAGAAGCGACGAAGAGGUGAUGAAGCGGGGUCUGGAAGAGAUGAGGAGCGAGAUCGAACAGUCGGACGAGGAAAAGAAGCUGUUCGAUACCUUUGUGGCAAGGAAUCUGGAGCUCGAGACGGAGGUCUCGAGGCUACAGCACGAGUUGAUCACCUCCAUGACAGACAGUGACGAAGCCAACGCCGAGAUAGUGGAGUUAAAGAAUCUUUUGGCUGAAAAAGGAGCGCAGGCGGAGGAAUUGGAGAAGGAACUGGAGAAUUUGAAGAAAGAGAAGGCUGAGAGCGAAAAGAAAGAGAGGGAAUUAGAGAGGAAAAUUGGAGUUUUAGAGGUGAAGGGAACGGAGGAAAGGAGCAAGAAACUGAGGGUGGAAGAGGAGAUGAGGGAGAGGAUUGACGAGAAGGAGACGGAGAUUAGUGCGCUUAAGAAGAAGGUUGACGAUUUGGUGUCGGAGUUGGCGAAGCGCGGGGUGGAGUUGGAGAAUUGGAAGUCUGAGAAGAAGAGAACGGAGGAAGCAUUGAAUGAAUCUGAGGAGAGGGUGAGGACAAUGGAGUUGAAGAUCAUUCAGACAGAUGAGGCGAGGGAGGCCGAGAAGGUGAUUGGUGGGUUGAAAGAGAGGAGUGUUGAGGCCAUCAACGGAAUUCCCGCAGACAACAUUGAUGGGGGGCGAAAGGGAUCAGAGUUGCAGUGGCCAUUGGUGGCCGCUGGCUCUACUGGAGCUAUUGCACUAGCGAGUGCUCUCUUGUAUGUUUACUACAGGAGGCGUAGCUGAUUGCAAGGUGGAGAUAGAGGAUUAAGUAGAGGUUAGCUUUUAUCAGUUGCAAACAGCUUUCCAAAUUUUGAUAGGGGGAAUUGUUUUUCUUGAAUUUACUUUUGAGUCUAUGGAUAGAGAUUUACUCUAAUUUUUGGCCUGGUUUGUUUUUGAUUGUUGGCUGAUAUCUUUUUCUUAUUGGGUUUUGGAGAAAAGUAAAUCUCACGAACUGCGUAUAGUUUGAAGAAAUUAUGAUAGUUUUGCUUAUUUCAGUUGUUAGAGAUGACUUUGUUAUUCUAUAUGUGUUGAACUUAAAUUGCAACCGGA
Messenger RNA from Carica papaya (papaya), 1424 nucleotides. It is a transcript of the gene PMD1, whose product is annotated as Tropomyosin-like protein. The record is from RefSeq and is a predicted model, not a curated record. NCBI's taxonomy places the organism in Eukaryota, Viridiplantae, Streptophyta, Magnoliopsida, Brassicales, Caricaceae.